AUGGCGGACCUGGGAGAGCACCUGUCGACAUUUGCUUUAACUGUGGACAAGUUGGACACUGGGCAAGGGAUUGUCAAUCCCCACCAGGAGAAUAACUCCAGCAGCGUGAGUUCCGCAGACCCCAUGCUGCCAGCGAAGGUUGGAGAAGAACACAUGAACUUUUUAGUCGACACUGGAGCUACAUAUUCCACUAUAAUCAAUCAGCCAUCUGCCUCUUUGCUGUCGACUAAGACUGUGUCACUAAUGGGUUUCUCAGGGAAGGAACAGUGUCUGCCGAUGACUUUACCACUUCCGGUGAAAGUUGGAAACCAGAAACUGCAUCAUUCAUUCGUAUGGUCUCCAUCUACACCUGUCAAUUUGAUGGGAAGAGACUUGUUGGUUAAACUGGGAGCCGCAGUGCUUUGUGGACCUCAAGGUUUGACUGUUACCUUUCCAGACGGUUCUUCUCUAGCAUGUGGUCACACUUUCCAGGAUGGACAAUAUCUGGUUCGGCCUGUGGGGGAAGAGUUUGCUGACAUCUACUGGGGACUCUUAACAGAACCUGCUGAAGCUGGUGUUCUCUCGGUGUUCCAGCUGUGGAAGCCUUGGAUUCAAAGCCUAAGUUCCUACCUGACUCCACCUGAUCCUCCACACGUCACUCUGUUCUACGACAGAAAUCACGCAGAUUGGUAUGAGGAAUCAUUUGCUGCAGACCUUGAAGGUAAUACAUGGACAGUCACAUCUAAGAACAUAUAUGUGGCCCCUGAGGGGGUGGCAGCCGCAGUGAUGUUAACUCCUGAACAACAGCAAUGGUAUAUGAUGUCAGAUGAAGCAUUUCCUCAUAUUUCUCUUUCUCUCCAUUCUGAGCGACAGGCCAGUGAAUUAGGAGGGAUGGUUAAGCGUUCCCUCCAGACUACUGAUUGGGCACGGACCAGCGUCCCAGGUUUGCUGUUUUCAAAUUCCACUAACACAUAUCAGAUUGUUUGUGAUGUCUCUGACAAAGUUCUUUUGAAACAUGAGCUUUUGACUCGACACCAUGGCAGGGAACGUACCGACCAUCAUAAAGCAGCAGAGAUGUUGGAUGCUCUCCCAUCACAACUCUGGGCAACUAGUCCCACGGAUGUGGGAUUAGUUUCAUGUGCUCCAGUUUCAUUUCAGGUUGCGACUGACUCUCCUAUUUGGGUGAAUCAGUAUCCACAUAAACCUCAAGCGGAGGAAGGCAUUGCUGAUACCAUCGCGGGCCUUUUGACAGCUGGAGUUUUAGAACCCUCUGUAUCAGCCUGGAACACACCCAUUUUGCCGGUGGAAAAGAAACAAACUGGUAAAUAUCGCAUGGCACAUGAUCUUAGAGCUGUAAAUUCUGUUUUGAAGACACCUACAAUCCCUGUACCUAACCCAUAUGUGGCCAUUUCCAGUUUGGAGCCCUCUCAGCAGUGGUACACAUGUAUCGACUUGGCGAACGCAUUUUUCUGUCUUCCUUUGGCUGAAGAAUGCAGAGACGUUUUUUCAUUCACUUAUAAAGGUCGCCAGCUGCGUUACACCAGACUGCCACAGGGAUUUGCCCUAUCACCAGGUAUCUUUAAUCAGGUUUUGAAAGAUGUUUUGCAGACAUGUCCUCUGCCAAGAAACACCACCCUUAUUCAGUACGUGGACGAUCUGCUGUUGGCUUCACCAACUGCUGAGAUCUGUCUUCAGGCUACAGAACUGGUUCUGAGACACCUCCAUGAACAUGGGUUCAAGGUCAGUAAGGAUAAACUGCAAAUUGCCAGAAAACAGGUUUCUUUCCUGGGCCGUGUCAUCUCCGCAGGAACAACCAGCAUGUCCUCCAGUCAUAAACAGAGCAUUUUGUCACAUCCUAAACCGCUGCGCGUGAAAGACAUGCUGUCUUUUCUGGGAUUGACUGGUUACAGCCGUAACUAUAUUCCCGGCUAUGCAGACCUGACGCAGCCUUUGAGGGACCUCGUGAAGGCGCAAGGUAUGAGAAAACUAAAUAAUGUUUUGAUUUGGACUCAGGAAGCGGAAGAAGCAUUUGUUCUGCUUAAACAACGACUUGCAUCUGCUGCUGAAUUGACUCUUCCAGACUACUCUAUCCCAUUUUUUCUUGAUGUUUCUGCAACCAGAUUUGCUUUAAAUGGCAUCUUGUUUCAGAGAAGAACAGGUGAGAGAAAAAUUUUGAUGUAUAUAUCGGUCAUGUUGGAUAACGUGGAAAAACGUCACCCCCAAUGUACACAAUAUGCAGCAGCAAUAGCCAGAAUGAUUCAAAAGACUGCACAUUUAGUCAUGGGACACAGUCUAACCAUUUUGACAACUCACAGUGUUGUGGCUUAUGUGAAUUCACAAAGCUUCACUAUGACUGCACUCAGACAACACAGGCUGUCCAAAAUUUUGGAAGCACCCAACAUCACAUUUACACAUGAAGGUGUGAACAUGGCAGAUGGCAUGACGGAUGGCGAACCUCAUCAAUGUGAAGAAUUGGUUUCCAGGAUGGAGAAGGUGAGACCAGAUCUAGAGGCUAGUCCUAUUGAAGGCCCACAGGUGAGACAGUUGUUCACAGAUGGCUGUUGUUUCAGACAUGAAAGUGAAGGACUCAGGGCAGCCUAUUCUGUUGUUGUACGAAUAGGCUUAGGAUUUGUAACAAGGAAGGCAGAAAGGUUACAAGGACCUCAGUCAGCGCAGAGAGCAGAGCUAAUAGCGGUGAUUGAGGCAUUAAAGUUGGCAGAACAUCAGGAGGUAAAUGUAUAUUCAGAUUCAGCAUAUGCCACAGGUGCAGUUCAUGCGGAGUUAUGUCAGUGGUUGAGAGCAGGAUUUUUGACAGCGGGGGGUAAACCUAUAAAACACGAGAUAGAAAUGAGAGAGCUGGCCGAUGCUUUGUUAUUACCGGCCAGAAUUGCCGUGAUAAAGUGCAAAGGACAUGAUAACAGUAAUUCAGCCAUUGCAUUAGGGAAUCAGGCUGCAGACCAGGCUGCCAAAGCAGCCGCUGGAUAUGCACCUCAGAUGAUGAUGGUGACGGUGGAAGAUGAGCUGAGAGAAGAGUUGAGCAUGAGUAACAUUAAACUGUUGCAGAGCAGAGCAGCUCCGGAGGAGAAGAAUAUGUGGAGGCUCAGAGGAGCCUCAGAGCAGGAAGGUUGCUGGAGAGGGCCAGAUGGCAGACUGGUUUUUCCUCCAGGUUUGAAACAGAAGCUUUUUUCUGAGGCACAUGGUGUUGGACAUGUGGGUGUCAGACAGAUGAUGGACAACCUGAACCAUUGGUGGCAUCCAUUCAUGUCAGAUAUGGUCAAACAUUUUGUAAAAAGUUGUUCACUGUGUGGGCAAUUUAACUCAAAGAAGACUUUGAAACCUUUGCAGGGCAGAUUUCCUUUGAUCACAGUUCCUGGGAAGGAAGUGAUUCUUGAUUAUACGGACAUGGUGACCCCUGCUGGUGGUUUUAAGUAUUUGUUGGUGUGUGUGGACGCUUUUACAGGAUGGCCAGAGGCCUGGCCUGCUAGAAGAGAGGACAGCAAAACUGUGAUAAAAUGCCUCAUUAACCAUUACAUUCCCAGGCACGGGUUCCCUGAAAAGAUCAGGACUGACAAUGGAACCCACUUCAAGAACCAGGACCUGCAACGAGUGGAGUCCAGUUUAGGGCUCACACACAGGUUUGGCACUGUGUAUCGCCCCCAGUCGCAGGGCAAAGUGGAGAGAAUGAACCAGAACUUGAAGAAUAAGUUGGCUAAAAUCUGUGCGCAAAUGAAACUAUCAUGGGUUGAUGCCUUGCCUCUCGCUCUGAUGUCAAUCAGGUCUUCGGUUAAUUCAACCACAGGAUUUACUCCUUACGAGCUGGAGACGGGAAGAAGCUUUCCUGGGCCCCAACGUCGACCACCGGGAACUGCAGACGACCUGCAGAGUCUGACAAGUAAGGAGUACUUCUCACAGUUGCAGGCUGUGCUGGAGGCGUACACCAAGAUCCGUGGACAUCCCAAGGAAGGAGAAAGAGGAACGCCACCUCCCGACGUCGACUGGGUUUGGCUCAAGGUCAUCAAAAGAAAGUGGUCAGAGCCGAGGUUCACGGGACCCUUCAAGGUGAUCGAGAGAACCUCACAUGCGGUGAGGUUGGGAGGAAAAGGUAAUACGUGGUUUCAUUGGAGCCAGUGUGCACCAGCAGCAGAACCUCAGAGGUCGUUGACGGAGGUUCAGGAGGUUUAAAGGAGCGGAUCAGCUGAUUGGGCUCAGUCAGCUGUGCAUAGAACCAGACUCAGGGUCAGAAUAAAGCCCUCUGGUUCUUGACACCACAGGCAGUCUACCUGUGUGUUGAAGUUCCUGCCUGCAGAUUCAUCACGUUGUAUUGAGUGGCUGUGGGACGCCACCCUUCUUCUACGAACGUCUGGAAGAAAGAAGUUGAUGUCAUUGUAAAAAAAAACAAAAAACAAAAAAAAAACGAAAACCUUGUAAUCAUUUGUGGUUUUAUAUGCUUUUUAUCUUUCUAGCUUUAAAUAUAACAGAUGUUUUGAUCUACUUUUUACAAUAUUUUUUGAUUUUAUAUUUCUAUAAUAUUUGACUUGUUUGGACUGGUACACAGUCAUUAGGUUACAUUUGCCGGUGAAGGACCUUUGUGGUAAGCUGGUAAUAGUUUUAGGAUUUGUUUGAUCUUACAAGGGGGUUGUUUUUGUUUCAUUUUUUUGUCAUAACCUUCUUUUUCAGGUGUGGGGGCCAGUGUACCCUUGGUCUAUAGAUUCUCCUUUUUAAUAUAUAUUUUUUAGGAUAUUCCGGUUUUUGUAUGAAGUUAAACAUGGGGCAGAAAUUGGGUACUGGAUUGGUUCAGCGGCAGCUGACGUUGGGUUUAUGGGUUUUACUUCUUAUGUUGUGCAUGCUUGUUUUCAGCAUUGUUAUUCGAGGAGCAGGUGCUGCUGAUCCUAUCAGGCGUCAGGAGCGGGCCAUUCAGGAUACAGAUGAUUGUCUGACUCAACAUCGUGGUAUUGAACUGCAUUACACUUUGGGUACAAGGAUUGUAUUUGAAUUCGAUUUAAGCUCAGUGGUAGAUUGUGGUAGUGACCCAUCAGUCUGGCAGGACUCUGAUGUUUAUGCUUGUGUGUCUCCGAAGGGUAUUCCAGAACCUCCUUCUCGUUGGUGUUACUACUGGGUUUAUAUGAGAUGGCAUACCGGAAAUAAGGCUGUUCCGGUUCGCCAUGGUGGGUUUGAUAAAUUAUUACAAGAGGCAUUAACCAUUACUAGAGGUUCUCAUCGGGUGGAACCAGGUGUUAAUCCUAUUAUCCUGACCAUUUCUGGGUUGAACAUUAAUCCUUAUUUUGGGGCAUACACUGGGGUUUAUUCUGCAUUUAAUAGUGGAGUUAGUAAGCCCAAACCUUGUAGUAUUAGUCCGUCAGGCUUUUAUCUUGUUCUUGGAGCAGGUUCACCGAAUGACGGUCCUGUUGGUUUGCUUAAACUUUCUCUACAUCAUGCGACUACUUCUGGUGAACUGAUUAGUUCACCAGAAAGGGGGAGAGACUUAUCCUUUUCAGGAGGACCUAAUGUAGAUUAUAAUAAAUUGACCCCUGGUAACAUUCUUAAGAGUUCUACAGGGGAUAGGAGACGUAAUUUGUGGGUUUCUUGGAUGGCUCAGACUGCCAGACAAUAUACGGCUGAGAGCUGUGUAGCAUGUGCCGCAGCUAGGCCAAUUUUAACAACAGAACCAGCACCUUUGUUUCCUUUUGAGGAUCCUACAGGAUAUAAUUGCAUUUUAGGGUUGACAAAAGGCCGCUCGGUGGGGUGUGAGUUCUAUCAUGAUCUUUUCCCACCUAUAAACAACGACACUAUCCCUGGGCCAUUUACUCCUGGUAAUCAAAAUAAGCAAUAUGUGUGUUUUAAUUUCACAGGGUGGGGGAUAGAAGUUACGUCCAGGGUAGGAGUAAUUCCACCUGAAUGGUGUCAAUGGGUGUUUCCUGUGAAAGAUAUAGCAACUUGGGCAAGAGCUGGUUUGUAUUAUUAUUGUGGCGGAAAACAGUUGUUUGUCCGGAUCCCUUUUGACUCUGUGGGUGUGUGUGCCAUGGUAAGGUUGGUGGCACCACUGUUGUUAAUGGGACCGGGUUUAAAUCAGGAACACUUGUUACAUAGAAUUAAGCGUAGUUCUGAUUUUGAUUUGGCACGUAAUUCUCCUACAUACAUAGAUUCGAUCGGGGUCCCCAGGGGGGUUCCCGACAGGUAUAAGUUGGUAGAUCAGGUUGCAGCAGGUUUUGAAUCCAUAUUCCUUUGGAUUACUCCUAAUAAGAAUGUUGAUAGAAUUAAUUACAUACAUUACAAUGUGUUACGUUUGUCUAAUCUGACUAGAGAUGCAGUUGAGGGGCUAGCUGAACAAUUAGCUCCUACCUCUCUUAUGGCUGUUCAGAAUAGGAUGGCACUGGAUAUGCUUUUGGCGGAAAAAGGGGGUGUUUGCGCCAUGUUUGGAGAUAUGUGUUGUACGUUUAUUCCUAAUAAUACAGCACCGGAUGGCUUGGUGACUAAAGCUUUAGAAGGUUUGAGGACUCUGAGUAAAACGAUGCAUGAACAAUCAGGAAUAGAUAAUCCUUUGGAUAAAUGGCUGACACAGGCUCUGGGUAAAUGGAAGAACUUAAUUCUUUCUAUGAUGCUUUCUCUGUCAGUAUUUUUGGCAAUUUUGGUUACGUGCGGCUGCUGCUGUGUCCCCUGUUUGAGAACUCUCGCUGUUCGCUUUAUUGUCACUACUCUUGAAAAGGGCACAGUUUCCUCGUCUUCUCCCAAUAAUCAGAUGUUACAGGUGGGGACAGAACCUUCUCUACAGGAUGUGAGAUUGGAGUUGGUUCAGUAUCAUGGGGUGAUAUAAUGAGAUUUUUCCGGUAUUAUCCUGUUUGAUUUUCUGUUGUUCUAUGCAGAUAUAUUGUUUUGCAUGUGUUUGAUUUUGUGAUACUGCCUUAUUAGUUACUGCGGUAUGUUUUUUUUACAUUUUUAUGCUGAUUAUGAGUUACUCAUUUAAUUUCUUCUGAUUUAUUUCACUGUGUUGAUUUUGAUGUGUUUGACUUGCUAAGGUUAAAUUUUGCAUGCUUUGUUUCUGAUGUUUGCUCCAGUGUGUUUCUCAGAUUCACAGGGGUGUUUUUUCUGUGUCUCAUAUUCUUAGUUUAUGCUUUUAUAUUUAGUACCUGCAUUUUUGUGUGGACUCUCUUUGUGAGAGUCCAAAAGGGGGAUUGUUAUGGAAAUAUAAUCAUAUAUAUAUAUAUAAUAGUGUAGCUUAAAGUAAUACAGAUGUUAACUUUAACCCAGUAACCUAAAGAAAUGGAUGUGUGUGAAAAACAAAGGGUGCAUGCAAACUUCAGAUAGAUACCAGGAGCAGGAAGCACCAAGGCCAUAUGGCAGUCUUGUAAGUGAUAACACUGUUAAAAUGCUUGCAUGAGGGUGUAUGUUGUUGCAGUCAAACUCCCAGGAACCAAGCUAGGAGAUAGAUUAUAUUCAAAAGUCAAAGGUUAAGAAACAGAUGUGUGCAGCAGACUGAAUGUCUCAUGUAGGUCCAGCCCCGCUUGGACUGUCUGUGUUAAAAGGGGGGGGAUAACGUGUAUGUGUUGAGACAGGCUUCAGACACAGGCAGAGAACUUAAGGUAUUCGAUGCUGUGAUAAACGUGUAAGUGUCUCCCACUUUGGAAUUCCAAAUUGUAAUAAAUAUAUGUUUAACUGUU
Fundulus heteroclitus (mummichog) is the source of this 7634-nucleotide messenger RNA. RefSeq lists its product as uncharacterized. The coding region runs from base 1 to 4161 and encodes 1386 amino acids. The transcript has 2 exons. The record is from RefSeq and is a predicted model, not a curated record. Lineage: Eukaryota; Metazoa; Chordata; Actinopteri; Cyprinodontiformes; Fundulidae. Gene Ontology annotation, molecular function: aspartic-type endopeptidase activity; nucleic acid binding; RNA-DNA hybrid ribonuclease activity. Gene Ontology annotation, biological process: proteolysis; DNA integration.